AUGUCCAGAGUGGAAGCUUUUGGGGACACAAACCUUCGCUCCCUGCUGAGGGAGUUACGAACCGAUAUUGCCAUGGCAGUAGAUGACGCUUUCCCUCUUGUCUUUGGUUUGGCUGACAGAAACAUUAUCACUGAUCAACUACUUAAGGAAACUUUGGAGAAGGAGGGCAGAGAGGGGAUCCACAAGGCCAUGUACUCGCUCCUGUCCUGGGUCCUGGAGCAGAGCAGAUCCACCAUCAAGGCUUUCUGGAGCAAUUUGUCCAAAGACUACAAUCUGGAAAGCUAUACCAAGCUAAAGCCACUGCUAACAAAUGUGCACCAGAGACGGGUUGCUGCAGGUUUCAGUAGUGAGAAAAAAUCCUCUGGAGGCCACAAAACAGGGAACAUAAAGAAGAGGAGCCAUGCAGAUGGAGACGCAAAGGCACACAGUCAGCAUCCACAGUACCAUGCCAAGACAAGCAAUGGAGCAGGGGGUAAAGUGAGGUUAUUCAGAGUGAAGAGUGAAGCACCAGCCCCCCAGAUAACAUCUAAAAACAGUGAUUCAGUCCAAAAACCAGUUGCUCUGUCUAGCUCCUCCUCAGGUGAUCCACUAAGCAGCCAUGAGGUUGGAGAGAAGACCCUCAUCCAACAGGUGUUCGGCUCCAAUGGGGGAGACAAACUCAGUCACUGUAAAGAAUCAGCUCAGUACCAGUCUGUCUGUCCUUUUGCAUGUAAGCACCAAUAUCUAACAUGCUCUGUUUCUGAGCAGGUUCACUAUAAUGAUGAUGAGUGUGCAGUGUGUAAGGAUGGAGGAGAGCUGAUCUGUUGUGAUGGAUGUCCUCGAGCUUUUCACCUGACCUGCCUCCACCCUCCACUCACAUCCAUACCAAGUGGACCUUGGCAGUGCGAGUGGUGCUGUGGAAACAGAGUGAAAAUAGAGAAAACACAACAACCUCUGCAACCACUCAUUGCCCAGCCUCAGCAAACAAAUACAAACUCCAGUACCUCUAUGGUAGACAUCUCCUUCUUCUCCUCGCUGUCAUCCUCAUCUCUCACCCCUAUCACAGCUUCAAUGAAUGGAUCCGGUGGAAGAAACCUCCAGUGCUCAGGUGGAGAACUGAUCAAUAUGAGGGAGGUGUGUGGUGUUUGUCACCUGGAAGGAGGAGACCUCACUCAAUGCCUGCAGUGUUUGCAGCAUUUCCAUGUGCACUGCCACUUCUUCAAAGGAAGGUCCACCUGCUUGUCCUGCUCCGGGGUCUGGGGAGGAUCUGCAGGGACGGAGGCAGAAAGUCCACAGCUCCCCCUAAUGGAUCAAAGCACAUACACUCCUGAUAAGAGCUCCUCUGUUUCUGAACCCAACCUCCAUAAAGAUGAACUGGACUCCAUUCUGGGAGACCAGGGCUCUAUUGACGGCAUCUAUCAGUGGGCUUUCCAUAACAUUGCUCGGCCUCUUCCAGAUUCUCAGGGUUGCUUCCAGUGACAAAUGAAUUCUGCGAUCAAGUCUGAUAUAUCUACCAGGCUGAAGUUAAACUGCAAAGAAGCAAAGAGGAAUAAUCAAACAGAAAUGACAGAAUACAGUGAAGAAUAUUUUCUUAUAUUCUGCUGAACCUUUGGUGGCUCUAGUUAAGAUUGAUUGAGUUUGCAUUGGAAAUUGUGGAAUUUUAUAUUGUGUUUUUUUAUGGGAAAACAUUCCUUUGAUUAUUCUGAUCAUGUACAAAAUAAAAGUUACUUUAUUAACAUUGGCAUUAACACUACAAUCCACCAUUCUUGACACAUAGAGCCGUGUUGAUUUAUGAGUGCAUCUUUAAAUCACGACCCGUUUGACAUAAUUUAGCAUCGCCGAGUUUAAUUUGUCUUCUAAUGGCUUGAUUUUUUUUUUUUCAUUCUGAGACGCAUAUUUUCCGUAAAAUGUGCUUCCAAUAGUUCCUUUACUUUGCAGGAUUCGAUCAUGAAUAUUGCUUCCCAUCAAAC
This is a messenger RNA of Labrus mixtus (cuckoo wrasse), 1949 nucleotides long. It is a transcript of the gene aire, whose product is annotated as autoimmune regulator. Gene Ontology annotation, molecular function: translation regulator activity; DNA-binding transcription factor activity, RNA polymerase II-specific; DNA binding. NCBI's taxonomy places the organism in Eukaryota, Metazoa, Chordata, Actinopteri, Labriformes, Labridae. The coding region runs from base 1 to 1458 and encodes 485 amino acids. Gene Ontology annotation, biological process: humoral immune response; regulation of transcription by RNA polymerase II. The record is from RefSeq and is a predicted model, not a curated record. The transcript has 12 exons. Gene Ontology annotation, cellular component: cytoplasm; nucleus.